UAAGUCCAUCGUCAAGGAGUCAGACGCCAUCCGCAUCUACAAUGCAUGCUGGAAUGGCUGACAAUCCUAUGGCGGACAACAAGCCGGAGAUCGGACCCGGCAUUGCGUAGAAGACAGUCCAUUCCGGUGAUAGUGAAGUGCUUCAAGGCUGGCAUCAACACCAGGUACAUAUCGCCAGUUGAACUACAUGUACAUGUCCACCAGACCCUCAUCGAGCAUCGCCGUCACUCGAACGGCAAGGCCAAUGAAGAGAGUCAGGUCAGUCAAGGCGGGCCGCUUUGCAAUGAUGACUGACUCACUGCAUACGAUGUCAUGUCACUGUCAGUGCUUCACCCAGUUCAGCCUUGUUUUCGAGCGUCAAGAGAGCCGACGGUCUACCUUCCUACGCAGCCGACAACAACGCGACAAGAAGGCGGGCGUCGGCCGUGCUUUUGGCUGCUGCGGGUGCAGAGUGAGGUCAGCUGUGGAUCGCAUGACCGCAUUCGGCAAAGCCGAGCUGCUCGGGGGCAUUUGCGAGGGGGUGACGAGGCUGCCUGUACAAAUGUGGUGUAAUCCAUGGCGGUAUGCCUUCCCGCGAGUCAUGCCUUCCAGCGAGCCGAUUCAGACGACGUAGUGGAAGUCAGCGACACAGAGACAUACACAGACGAGUUCAGCGUGCUUGGUUCACGUCUUCCUGUUCGACUAUGACGACACGUACGCCAGACACAAUCAGUUGAGAGCUACAUGCAUCCAUCCAUCCCCGUGCUGCUGUAUGUGUAUCUGUCCUCUCUCGGUGCUCUGCGCAGGCUAUUCCCCACCUCUGCACACGACAGCAUGGAGGAGGCGGUCCGGAAAGGGACCAUGACAGAGAAGGAGGGGCGGGCAAUACUGGCCAAGUGCGCCGGAUCGGCCCUGCGGCUGCUGGAGCGGUGCGUCCUGAGGGGCCAGGUCAUCAUCUGCUCCAAUGGCGACCGCUCCUGGUGAGUGGGUGGGUGGGUGGGUGGACAACCGACAUGCCGUGUGUGUGUGCCAAUGUGCAGGCUGGAGGAGUCGCUGGACGGGGAGGCCUACCAGGAGCUGAGGCAGUUCCUGAAGGCCAGGGCCAUCCCCGUCCUCUCCGCCAGGGAGCACGCACGGCUGCAGGGACUCAUCGAGUACGAGUCCGGAUCACCACGCCACACUCCUGGCUCCCUGUCUCUCUCCCUAGUGUGCGUGCCAUGCAGGGCGCCGGAAGAGCACUGGCAGCACACCCAAGAGACAAUUCAUCGCUGCUUGCAUUUUAUAUCUGACUGUCUUGUGGGCAAACCAUCUCGCCUCCGCAAAAACAGAUAUGCACGCGGAAAAUGGGAUAUUGAUGACU
This is a messenger RNA of Vitrella brassicaformis, 1339 nucleotides long. NCBI's taxonomy places the organism in Eukaryota, Vitrellaceae. The record is from the annotation of a GenBank genome assembly.